Molecule: messenger RNA, 393 nt
Organism: Tribolium castaneum (red flour beetle)
Lineage: Eukaryota; Metazoa; Arthropoda; Insecta; Coleoptera; Tenebrionidae
Gene: Obp-c16
Product: odorant binding protein C16
Exons: 1
Coding region: 1-393 (130 amino acids)
Biological process (GO): sensory perception of smell
Molecular function (GO): odorant binding
Source: RefSeq, marked provisional
AUGAAAAUCUCCACUUUAGUCGCAAUCCUUGUGCUAGCUGGAAGUGCGGUUUGUGCGGACGAAGAUAAUUUGAACACCGAAAAUGUCCAGAGUAUAGAAGAGGAUUGUCAGAAAGAAACAGGGGUUUCUGAUGAAUCACUUCAAGAACUAAGCGAAACGGGGGAUUCUGACGAUCCCCUUGUGAAAAAGAAUGCACUUUGCAUACUAAAAGCUUAUGGAGUUAUUGAUGACCAGGGAGAAAUUUCUGAAGAUAAAUUAGAAGAAAAGUUAGAGCCUGACCGUGGCAAAGAAGAAGCAGAAAAGGUAGCCAAAAGUUGCGCUGUUAAAAAGGACUCACCUGAAGAAACAGCACAUGAAGCCCUGUUGUGUAUGCAACAGAAAUCACAAAAGUAG